UCUUAAACGUCAAACAAGCAGGCCUCCGCAAUGGUUAGCGUCCUGCACGAAUUCAAAAUUUAAUGAACUUUGUUAUUUAGAAUAGAAUUAAAUUUGUUUUAUGUAUUAAGUAAAGUGCAUUUAAUCGUGUAAAAUGUUGGUGUUAUUUGAAACUUCGGCGGGCUAUGCCAUUUUCAAGUUAUUAGAUGAGUCUAAGCUAUCACAAAUUGAUGACUUAUAUCAAGAGUUCAACACUCCCGAAGGAGCUUCCUCGGUAGUGAAAUUAAAGAAUUUCAUCAAAUUUGAAGACACAACUGAAGCAUUAGCAGCUACCACAGCGGCUAUUGAAGGAAAACUUUCAAAAACACUAAAGAAAGCACUUAAGAAACAUGUAUGCAAAGAGGUCCAAGACCAGCUUUUGGUAGGAGAUGCAAAGCUCGGCAGUGCCAUAAAAGAGAAGUUUGAUUUGCAAUGUGUCUCCAACAGCAAUGUUCAAGAACUGAUGAGAUGUAUCCGUUCACAAAUGGACAGCUUGCUCACAGGCCUGCCAAAGAAGGAGAUGACCGCAAUGGCCCUCGGACUUGCACAUUCCCUUUCACGUUAUAAGUUAAAAUUCUCCCCGGACAAAAUAGACACAAUGAUAGUCCAAGCUCAAUGCCUCCUAGAUGAUUUAGACAAGGAACUUAAUAAUUACGUAAUGAGAUGUCGAGAAUGGUACGGCUGGCAUUUCCCUGAACUAGGUAAAAUUAUUACGGACAAUACUCUGUUUGUCAAAAUAGUAAAACUUAUUGGAACAAGAGAUAAUGCCUCCAAGACUGACUUAUCAGACAUUUUACCAGAAGAUUUAGAAGAAAAAGUUAAGGAAGCUGCUGAAAUCUCCAUGGGGACUGAGAUAUCUGAUGAUGAUAUCAUGAAUAUACAGAACUUAUGCGAUGAAAUAAUAUCAAUUACUGACUACAGGACACAUUUGACAGAUUACUUAAAAGCUCGGAUGAUGGCAAUGGCUCCCAACCUGACUGUGCUCAUUGGAGAACACAUUGGUGCAAGACUAAUAGCACAUGCCGGUUCAUUGAUGAAUCUAGCUAAACAUCCCGCUUCUACUAUUCAAAUAUUUGGUGCUGAGAAAGCUUUGUUCAGAGCUUUGAAAACUAAAAAGGAUACUCCUAAAUAUGGUUUGAUAUAUCACGCUCAGCUCGUGGGUCAGUGCACCACAAAGAACAAGGGCAAGAUGUCUCGUAUGUUGGCCGCCAAGGCCGCUCUCGUCACCAGGGUGGACGCCUUCGGUGAUGAUGUGUCCUUUGAGCUUGGAGCUGAACACAAAGUCAAAUUAGAAAAUAAACUGAGGCUGUUGGAGGAAGGCAACUUGAGGAGGAUCAGCGGCACUGCUAAGGCUAAGGCGAAAUUCGAAAAAUACCAUAGCAAAACGGAGAAAUUCGAAUACUCUGUGGGUGCAGACAGCACACUAGGCAAGAAGACUGUCAAGAGAGAGCAUUCUCCGGAAGAAGAUGGUGAGGAAGUGUCAGCUAAGAGGGUGAAACUAGAAGAUGGUGCAGAAGAUGUCAAACCUAAAAAGAAAAUCAAGGCAGAACCACUUGAGGAAUCACAAGAUCAACUAGAUAAUGGUAUAGAUGUUGUUCCUGAAAAGAAAAAGAAGAAGAAGAAGAAGUCCAUGGACGUCUCACAAGAGGACGCUGCAGCAGAAGUAGAGGAGCCCCAAGAACAACCAGAGGAGCCUAAGAGUGAGAAGAAGAAAAAGAAAAAGAGACAGUCGCAAGUGGAAGAAGAAUAACUACCUCUGUUGAUUGAAUAAGUAACUAAGCAAAGUUUUUAGGUUAAGUGAAAGUGUUCUCACAGUGUGAGAUAUUACAUAUUAUUUUUAAUUUU
This is a messenger RNA of Papilio polytes (common Mormon), 1863 nucleotides long. RefSeq names its product nucleolar protein 58 (gene nop5). The transcript has 5 exons. The record is from RefSeq and is a predicted model, not a curated record. Gene Ontology annotation, cellular component: box C/D methylation guide snoRNP complex; small-subunit processome. NCBI's taxonomy places the organism in Eukaryota, Metazoa, Arthropoda, Insecta, Lepidoptera, Papilionidae. Bases 134 to 1768 code for a protein of 544 amino acids. Gene Ontology annotation, molecular function: snoRNA binding.